AUGUCAGACCAAGACCAACCGAGCAGCAGCAGCAGUGGGAAGGGGAAAGAGGAGAAGGCAGAGCCACACCUUGAGCACCAAAGCCAUGCCGAGGAGGAGGAGGAAAAGGAGAAGCAUAGAGCCCAGGUGGGGGGACAGAUGUCUUCUUCCAACUUCAGCCCACCUGACCAUCCAGAAAUGGAUCUGAGCUCAGCCGAGACUGGGACUAGAGCUGGAUAUGGCAGUACCCCUCCACGAGACAGCACAUACGGUCAAGGUAAGUGCCUGGGCAAUUCUGGUGCCACUGCUGUCUGCUGUGAUGGUGCACAUGAUGGAAGUUGUGGUGAUAAUGAUGGCCAUGGUGGAGGUGAUGGCCAUGGUCAUGGUGGUGGUGAUGGCAGUGAAGGUGGUAGUGGUGGUGAUCGUGAUGGCCAACGUGGUAGUAGUGGGGAUGGUAGUGGUCAUGGUGAUGGUAGUGGUGGGAAUGAUGAAGGUGAUGGUAAUGUUGACAAUCUUCCAGAUGGUGAUGGCAAUGGCAACAGUGGUAAUGAUGGUGCCACAAUCAGUCUUAUCAGCUUAACAGACUCCAACACUUCGGGCUGCAAUACAGAAAUCCUGUUGGGGCAUGUACAGAAACAGAAUGCAUUGGAGGUGGUGGAGAACAAUGGUGAAGAGACCCAGGAAGAGUCUGAGGGACAUGAGGGAUGUGCUGAGCCCAGGAGGGCCAGAGGUGAACAGAGUCACUUUUAUGGAAAUGCUUCUCUAGACCAGUGGCUAUCCUUAGAGACAAGUGCUCUCCCGAGACCGCGCUGGCAAGUUCUUUCCAGGCUGAGGGACAGGCAGCUGGGGUCAAGUGCCCAUUUUGUGUAUGAUGCCUGUGGGGCAAGAGUCUUUGUCCAGCGCUUCUGCCUACAGUAUGGUCUAGCAGGCCAUGCCGCAUGUGUCAAUACUGUGCACUUUAACCAGCACGGUACCAGGCUGGCCAGUAGCAGUGAGGAUCUGCACGUGAUUGUGUGGGACUGGGUACAACAACGUCCGGUACUGAAAUUUCACAGUGGCCACCAAUAUAAUGUCCUGCAAGCUAAAUUUCUUCCUAAUUGUGAUGAUUCCAUGUUGGUCACGUGUGGUUUUGAUGGGCACAUAUGGGUAGCAUACCUGUCCGAUAUGCCAUCCACCGAGACAACCAAGUGUUUGGUGAGGCGCAGGGGAGCAUCUCAUAAAUUGGCUCUGGAGCCCGACUCCUCUUUCAAGUUCCUCACUUGUGGUGAAGAUGGUGGUGUGUUCAGCAUUGACCUCUGAAAACGCCAGCCAGCUUCAAAAGUGGUUGUGACAAAAGACAAUGAGAAGAAAGUAGUGGGACUAUAUGCAAUCUGUAUCAAUUCUGAUAAUGUCUAUCAAUUUGCAGUAGGUGGACAAGAUCAGUUUGUAAGGAUUUAUGACCAGAGGAAAAUUGAUGAGAAAGAGAACAAUGGAGUACUCAAGAGGUUCUGUCCUCAUCACCUGGCUGAAACCAAUUCUCCACCAUAUGUCACAGGCCUUACAUACAGUCAUGAUGGCACUGAGCUCCUAGCCAGCUAUAAUGAUGAUGACAUCUUCCUCUUCAUCUCCUCUGAUGAUGAUGGAGCUCAGUACAAGAAGAGAUAUAAGGGACACAGAAAUAAUGCCACAGUAAAAGGUGUCAAUUUUUAUGGCCCCCAAAGUGAAUUUGUGGUGAGUGGUAGUGACUGUGGGCACAUUUUCUUUUGGGAGAAAUCGUCUUGCCAGAUUGUUCAGUUAUUGGACGGGGAUGAGAGAGGUUCUGUAAACUCUAUUGAUCCCCAUCCUAACCUGCCUGUGAUGGAAAGCUGUGGCCUAGAUGAGGACGUCAAGACCUGGGCCCCCACAGCUGGAGCUCCCACUGACCUUCGUGGGAUGAAAGAUGUUCUUAGGGUCAACAAGAAAAAAUGAGAUGACUUUUAUUCUCAGCAAGCUUCCUUCUUUGACCACAGCACUCUUUGGUUCCUCUUGAAUCGUGUGGCAGAGAGACAUCCUAGGUGGCAUAGGAAUGUAACUAGACUUGAUGUCAGGAGUGCAGCUGCAGAUGUCGAGGAGUCUUCCAGCACUUCUGACGAGGAGGAAAGCCAAGAGAGAGUAGAGCGCAUGCCAUCCUGA
Molecule: messenger RNA, 2130 nt
Organism: Jaculus jaculus (lesser Egyptian jerboa)
Lineage: Eukaryota; Metazoa; Chordata; Mammalia; Rodentia; Dipodidae
Product: DDB1- and CUL4-associated factor 8
Exons: 1
Cellular component (GO): Cul4-RING E3 ubiquitin ligase complex; cytoplasm
Molecular function (GO): protein binding
Source: RefSeq, a predicted model, not a curated record